AUGAAGUUCUCCCAUAGCAUCCAAUUCAAUGCCGUCCCCGACUGGAGCAGCCAUUACAUUGCAUAUAGCAAUCUAAAGAAAUUAAUCUACGGGCUCGAGAAGACUAUCCACCAACCCGGUGUCUCAGAUGUCGAAACAAGACCGCUCCUUCGAAAUGAGGACCCCGAAGUCGUCUUUGCGCGGGCUUUGGACGUCGAACUAGAGAAGAUAUCGUCAUUCUACGGCGUCAAGGAAAAGGAGCUCUUUGACGAGGUCGACGAUCUUAUGCGCGAUAUCGGUUCGCUCGACGCCGAUGGCCAAGUUCAAACCGACGUACCCCAGAGGCCCGCCCUGCAAGAUAUUAUCAGUGACCCGGUGAAGCCUACUCGCGGUCCACGCAGCGCUCAGAGUGCCCGAAGUACUCGUUCAACCGACGACGGUGUCGAAGAUAGCGACGAGGAUGACGACGAUGACCAGGAUGAGACUUCGGCCCUCAACAGAAGGAAGCGCCGACGAUCGAGCCUCGGGACGUACAGCCGAAGGCGCGGUGUUCCGAGCGCGAUGUUUGCUUCUACCGACAUGACCGCUUCGACGGACCUUACUCGUUCGCGCAGAUACAGCCUUGGUUAUGAUGACUAUGCCGAGACGGCCAUGCAUUCUUCCGGCAUCAUGCUGAAAAAGCGCAUCAUCAGCCUCUACGUGCAGCUGUGCGAACUUAAGUCGUAUGUGCAGCUGAACAAGACAGGCUUUAGCAAGGUCCUCAAAAAGUUCGAUAAGAUCAUCGACAGGGAAUUUCGACCGAUAUAUAUGAAAAACACCGUCGAGAUUACUUAUCCUUUCUUACCUGAGACUAUCAGGCAGGUCGAGGAGAGCAUCGCCAAGAUGGAGAAGGCAUAUGCCGACGUGGUCACCCACGGCGACGAGCCCCUCGCUAAGAAGGAUCUCCGAUCUCAUCUGAGAGAGCACGUCGUCUGGGAACGGAAUACGGUGUGGCGAGAACUCAUCGGUCUCGAGCGCCGCGCCGAAGCUGCGAGUCUCGGCAAGGGUCUCCUCGGCGGGCAGAACGAUGGUAUCAAGGUGAGACUCCAGGGCGACGAUGCUCCGGCCACUCCUAUGAAGGAGAUCGAGACACCCAUCGGGCGUUUUACCUGCCCGACCUGGUUAUUCGGCUCGACCAUGUUUACACUACUUGGAAUUAUCGCCAUAUUCUUGGUUUUGCUAUAUGUUCCUAUCAUGGACAGGCCCGAGCAGCAAAACUGCUUAGCAAUGCUAGUGUUCGUGAGUCUGCUAUGGGCUACCGAGGCAAUCCCGCUUUUCGUGACGUCUCUGUUGAUACCAUUCCUCUGCGUGGUUCUUCAGGUUGUCCGCGAAGAUGAUGUGCCAUACAAGCGGCUAGAUUCUAAGAACGCCACUCCUUACGUCUUCGCGGCUAUGUGGACACCCGUCAUCAUGCUGCUGCUAGGAGGUUUUACCGUUGCCGCCGCCCUGUCUAAAUGCAAGAUCGAUAAGCGGAUCGCGACCUUCGUCCUUAGUAAGGCGGGAACGCAGCCGAGGACGGUGCUCAUCGCGACCAUGUUUGUGGCGGCAUUUGCCAGCAUGCUAGUCAGCAAUGUGGCAGCUCCGGUGCUCUGCUUUUCCAUUGUCGAGCCUAUGCUGCGGAAUCUCCCUUCAGGUUCCAACAUGUCUAAAGCGGUGAUCAUGGGUAUCGCGCUCGCCUCUAACAUUGGCGGUAUGCUUUCCCCCAUCGCUUCGCCGCAAAAUGUCGUCGCAUUAGGCAUAAUGGAGCCGGCGCCGACGUGGGGUGAAUGGUUUUUUGUCGUAAUUCCCGUGGGCAUCAUAUCUAUUCUCCUAAUCUGGGUCCUCCUCCUCGUCACCUUCCAACCCGGAAAAGGUACUACUAUCGUACCAAUCAGGCCGGUGAAGGAACCGUUUACAGGUUUGCAAUGGUUCGUAUCCUUCAUAUGCAUUGCCACCAUCGGGCUUUGGUGCGCGAGCCAUCAGCUCGAGUCGACCUUUGGCGACAUGGGAGUCAUCGCUAUCAUCCCGAUCGUGCUCUUUUUCGGCGUCGGCAUACUCACCAAGGAAGAUUUCAAUAAUUUUCCGUGGACUAUUAUCAUCCUUGCGGCUGGCGGAUUGGCCCUCGGCAAGGCCGUCAAGUCGUCGGGACUCCUUCAUACCGUAGCCGAGGGCAUCUCCCGGGAGGUGAACGGCGUAGACUUGUAUGGUAUCCUCAUCAUAUUUUCGAGCCUAACCUUGGUAAUCGCGACUUUCAUCAGCCACACAGUCGCCGCGUUGAUCAUCUUGCCGCUCGUGUCGGAUAUCGGAAAGGAUAUGGAGGAACCUCACCCCAACCUGCUAGUCAUGGCCGCGGCGCUCAUGUGUAGCGCGGCGAUGGCGUUGCCGACGAGCGGAUUCCCUAACAUGACUCGGCCCAUCAUCGAGCUAAAGCAACGCGACAAAUCUAAGAUAGAAACGAUACUAGCACAUGGCGAUCGCGUUCUCGUCGGUCUAAAUACCGGAUCGCUGAGGAUAUACCGCCUAAACGAAUUAACCCAACCAUCCGAGCCUCCUGCUUCUAACGGUACUCCUUCCACUCCUCCAAGCACCGACACGAACACGACACCCAGUUCUUCUCCAAAGCCGACUGAUCUUUUACGUGAAAUCGAGAAGUUCUCCACGCGCGCCAUCGAGCAGCUUGCGAUCAUCAGAGAAGCCAACAUCAUCGUCUCCCUCUCCAACUACAACGUCUCCCUCCACGAUCUCCAGACCUACGAGUUGAUCGAGACGAUAUCGCGCACAAGGAACGCUACCUGCUUUGCUGUUACCAGCAACAUCGUCAAAGAUGCCGCCACCGGCAUUCCAGAGAUUAUUAGCCGUCUCGCCGUAGCUAUAAAACGACGCUUGCUGUUAUGGAGUUGGCACGAGAGCGAGCUACAUGACGAGGUCACCGAGAUCGUGCUUCCUGAGGGCAUCAGGACGUUGACUUGGGCCAACGCGACCAAGGUCGUCUGCGGUAUGAACGCGGGAUACGUCUUGGUAGACGUGACCACCUCGGAAACGCACGAGAUCGUAGGCCUGGGUGCGGCGGCAACGGGAGGGCAGGGGAGCAGGUUCGGCGCCGCGAGCAUGGGCUAUAUGGGACUCGGCGGGUAUAUGCCGAAGCCACUGGCUACGAGAUUGGCCGAGGGUCAGAUGUUGCUCGCGAAGGACAUCAAUUCUCUGUUCAUCGACACGAACGGCAACCCGCUGGAAAAGCGUCAGGUGCCGUGGCAGAACGCCCCCGAGAGCAUCGGAUAUAGCUACCCCUACAUCCUGAUCCUUCAGCCACCAGCUAAAGGUACGCUAGAUGUGCGGAAUCCAGAAACGCUGAGCCUUCUACAGACCAUAGAACUUCCCGGCGCGGCACAAAUGCACUUCCCGCCGCCUACGGUCAGUCUCGCCCACGCGGGUAAAGGUUUCCAUAUCAGCAGCGAUCGAGCCGUAUGGAAGAUGGAAGCGACGGACUACGACACCCAGGUGAAGGAGCUGAUCGACUCGGCUAAGUACGACGAGGCCGUAAGCGUGCUCGGCAUGCUCGAAGACGCGCUGUUGAAGGAUAAGACCGGCACUAUGCGGGAGGCUAAGAUGCUGAAGGCGGAAGUCCUCUUCAAGAAAAAGAAGUUCUCAGAAAGCCUGGCACUAUUUAACGAGGACGAGGUACACGCACCUCCUCAAAGAGUACUAAGGCUGUACCCUAGGACGAUCGCCGGGGAUCUUUCCGCCGAGUGCACGCGAGAGGAGAGCGCCUCGGAGGAAGAAGACCAGGAAGAGGACGAGAAGGUUAAUGGUGACAAACCUGCCAAAACCGAGUCCAACGUCGAAGUUGCGUCGCCGUCUAGGCCUAGCACCUUUGCAAAAUACUGGAUGGGACAUCGAAAAGGGGACUCCGACGCGGCAUCUAUCACAUCUUCUAAGAAGGGCGGCACCGACAGCGAAGAUAUGGCGAGUGUCAAGGCUAAGACGAAGAAGAAGAAAGCCGAAGAGGAUGGACCGCUGGAAGGGAAGGAUCUGAUCAAGGCCGUCCGCGAGCUUAACAGUUAUCUGGCUGGUACGAGGACACGUCUACAGCGAUGGAUCGAUCCGGCAACCGGAAAGCUGAAACCUCGCAAACCGACAACCGGCAAAGGCUCGUCGAUAAGCUUGGACGAGAAUCUAGACGCAUUACUAACGAAUUCUCGCUCCGAUUCUGACGAACAGCUAGAGCACGAGCUUAAGGAGACGUUUACCAUGGUCGACACCGCUCUCUUCCGCGGCCUAAUGUUUGUCACGCCCACGCUUGCCGGCUCUCUCUUCCGCAUCCCGAACUUCUGCGAUCCCGCGGUGGUGAACGAGCACCUCCUCAAGCACAGUCGGUAUAAUGAAUUAGUCGACUUCUUCUACGGAAAGAAGCUCCACCGCGAUGCCCUCACCCUCCUUCGCAAGUUCGGAGACGUGAACCCGGAAGGGGAAUCAACCAAGCUUGACCUUAACGGACAGGCGGACUCGGAAGUGACGAUACCCGAGCAGUUGCGUGGUCCGCGGAGGACGGUCGGCUACCUGCAAAGUCUUCCGCCGGAGAUGAUCGACAUCAUUCUCGAGUUUGCGGAUUGGGUCCUGCGGCGCGAUCCGAACCAGGGAAUGGAGGUGUUCUUAGCCGAUAGCGAGAACGCCGAGACUCUGCCGCGAGAAAGGGUCGUGCGGUAUCUUGGCGCCAUCGACGUCAAUCUAGAAAUCCGCUACCUACAGCACAUCAUCACGGAACUAGAAGACGGCACGCCGGACUUUCAUAAUCAAUUAGUGGAGCUGCUGGUUCAAGCGCUGAGAGACGACAAGCGCGACGAGUCGUGGAACGAGAAGCUCGAUAGCCUCGUGACCUUUUUGAGGGGAAGUCAGCAGUACAGCUUAAGCAGAGCACUAAGCAUAAUUCCUCGUGAUGAUCCGGCAUUCUACGAGGCUCGUGCCAUAGUGUUCAGCAACAUGGGUUCUCACAAGCAAGCGCUCGAGAUCUACGUGUUUAACAUGCAGGAUUACGCGAAAGCAGAGGAGUAUUGCAACCAUAUACACGCGCUUCCCAGUUCCCGCAGGGAAUCCUUCGCCGCGCUGCUGGCCGACGAGGACGAUCGCGAUCCCGACUCGAAGCCUUCCAUUUACCACAUGCUGCUUUCUUUAUAUCUUACUCCGCCGCCGCCGAACAAACCGAACCUGGAACCGGCCCUGUCUCUCCUCUCGAGGCACGGCUCUCGUCUGCCGGCCGAGUCGACGCUAUCUCUCAUCCCCGACGAUCUUCCGGUGACAGAGCUCGAGUCAUAUUUCCGAGGGCGCAUCCGCGCGGCUAACAGCGUCAUCUCGGAGUCGCGCAUCGUCGAAGGGUUGCGCAAGACGCAGCUGGUGAAUACGCAGGCGCUGCUGCUACUCGGGGACGGCAUCCCCGGCGGCCAGAGCGGGCGUAGCAGGAAGGUCGUGAUUGGCGAGGAGAGGGUGUGCGGCGUAUGCCACAAGAGACUGGGUAAUAGCGUCGUGGCGGUGCUUCCGGAUAAUACGGUCGUCCAUUACGGAUGUUUGGGGAGACCGGGGCGUAGCAUGAGCGGAACUAGAAGCGAGAGGAUCGCCGGUUCGUGGGGGAGGCACGGCUGA
This is a messenger RNA of Annulohypoxylon truncatum, 5631 nucleotides long. Its product is annotated as SPX-domain-containing protein. The transcript is spliced from 8 exons. The coding region runs from base 1 to 5631 and encodes 1876 amino acids. Gene Ontology annotation, cellular component: fungal-type vacuole membrane; cytoplasm. The record is from RefSeq and is a predicted model, not a curated record. Gene Ontology annotation, biological process: intracellular protein transport; transmembrane transport; vesicle-mediated transport. Lineage: Eukaryota; Fungi; Ascomycota; Sordariomycetes; Xylariales; Hypoxylaceae.